Molecule: messenger RNA, 318 nt
Organism: Gamsiella multidivaricata
Lineage: Eukaryota; Fungi; Mortierellomycota; Mortierellomycetes; Mortierellales; Mortierellaceae
Exons: 2
Coding region: 1-318 (105 amino acids)
Source: RefSeq, a predicted model, not a curated record
AUGGCGCUUGUCUUAGACUAUUCCUCCACAUAUACGGCAGUCUGGAGAUGGGUCGUUGUGCCAUUGACGGAAGCGGAUCUCGUUGGUAGCCAGUUUGUUGUGGAUAUAUCGCUACCAGAUGGUUCUGGCAUUAUGGGGGAUUUCAGCCUGCGAAAACCGUUUCCAAGCGGCUUUUGUGCCGUGGCGACGUGUGGCUGGAAGUGGCUUCUGGAAGAAGGCUCGGAGGUCUUUAGAGGAGGCAGUAGCGAGAGUAGGAUACCUUGUGACCAGCCUGUGGAAGCCUGGCAGAAGUUUGGGGCCUCCAAAAACAAGGCGUAG